UUUACGCUUUAUAAUAAUUAAUUUAAUUUUAAUAUUUGUGAUGUUUGAAAUAUUUUAUAUAUGAUUUAAUGAUAUACUUAUUAUUUGUGGCAUCAUUGGUAGUUGGUUCAAAUGUAGUAUUUUAUCAUGUAGUCAAAAUCAAAUAAUGGGUGCAUUUAUGAUUGUUUUUUAUCUUGGUAUUGCGAAUAGAUAAAAACUUAAUUAUUAGAAUGCAUGUAACUAUACGCAGGCACAUGGUCGAGCUAGCAUGACAGAGUUAGAGCAUACCAUGAAGACAAUGUAUAUGGACCGGCCCUAUACAAGUAUGGAUGCUUCAUGGGUCGUACCUGACUUAAACUUCAAGCGCUCGCGCACAAGUGCGAGCACCACAUAGUCUAUAUUGGUGCACUCAUGUUUUAGGGAGAAAUGCGCCAUGUGAGAGGAAUAAGCGGCCAUUUGUUUGCUAGGUUUCAGGUCCUUUGAUUCACACUAUCGAUUGUGAAUGGAGAAAAAGCAUUUUGAACGCAAAAUUGGAUAAUUUAUUGGGAUGUUUCUAGGUUUCUCUCAAUUCCAGGCGGUGGGAAGAAAGAGGAAGGAAAGGGGGAGAGUGGUGAGAUACAAAACUCAGAGAGAGAGAGAGAGAGAGAGAGAGAGAGAGAGAGAGAGAGAGAGAGAGAGAGAGAGAGAGAGAGAGAGAGAGAGAUGGAAGAACAAAUGGAAAAACAAAGAGGAUUAUCGAGGACCCGCUAUGCAAGUGUAGCCAUCACUGUCUCAUCCAGCCUAAUCCACACCCCUGUUGAUAUGACCUCGAGGAUCUAAGCCCUUGAGAAUGAUUAACUUAGCGGUGGAAGGGUAAUACUUGCUGGCAUCUCAAAGCAAACCCGUCCUUCGCCGCUAGAGCUUCGCCGACUAGAGAAGGAGUUCGCCUGAUCGAUCUUCUCUCCCUCCGCUAGAGGAAGAAGAGGCGGACUUUAGCAUCUUCGUUCGAUGGGGAGGUCGAGUUUGGGGAGGCUGGGAGAAGAACGAUGGGAUCUGGGGUUAGCAAAACGACGUUGUUGGUCUAAGUGAACAAAAGGAGAAAAAAAUGUGGCCGAUGGAUUCGAAUGUUGGGCUCAUUAAAAGGAAUGGGGGCAUAACCCAAUGGGCAACGGGGGAAAUCCGUCUCUCAUUUUCCAGCAAAGGAUGUUUUAUUGUUUCCGCCCAACUGCCUCUUUUAUUUCCCGUGAUUUUUUCCAACGAUAAUGAAAUUGCAAGUGAACAUAUUUCUUACAAUUUGUUUUUAUUUUUUAUUUUUGUUGUCACAUCAGAAGACAGAAAACAAAAUGGCAAGUGAACGAGGCAUAAGAGAGAGUGAGAGGACAUAUUUAAAUGAGGGGGCAAAUGAGGUAGUGUGAAAUAAUUGUCUGUCUGCUUUGCUUAUUGGGUAUUCUUGGCUCUGUGAGUUUUGAUUUAUUUUAGGAGAUGACAUUAUAUUUGAUAGAUUUUUUCCAUUUCAAUUAAGGGUCGUUUGAAAGUUGCGAUUGUUUUGUUGAAAUUGUUACUAUACAUGUAUUGUUUAGAAUGCAUCAUUUUUUAUAUUUUUUAGUAGAACCAAUACAUGGAUUACGUAUGUGAUGUGACCGAAACUAUCAAUCAAAAUGAGUGAUUGUUAUAUCUCAACUUUUAGUUGUUAUUGUUGAGAUAGUUGAGUUGGGAUUGUUUUGUCUCAACUUUUAGCUUAUGUGACAUACACAAUGCAUCUAAAACGACAAUACAUAUAUAAUAUUAUACAUGCAUUCACAACAAAAUAUCAACUUAACAAUCGCAACUUCCAAAUGACCCCAUAAAAUCCUAAAUCAGUGUUAUCAUUUGGAUGAUUUUUUUCCUUAAUACGAAUAUGGUAAUUUAUGAGAUUUAAGGGUAUUUGAUCAUGUCAAUAUUUUAGUGGUUUUUUAUUUAAAUUUUGAAUUGAAAGAUUGUACAUACUGGUGGUUCGACCAUUAAAUUUCAUGCCAUAGGCUAAAUCGAUGGGUGAUAUUUAGCAAUAUGAAACGGUUGAACCACAGUUAAAUUAUGAUUUCAGUAUAAAAUACUCUGCUAACAAAUUUUUUUAUACUACUGUAAUCAUUUGGUUCAAACAAUUCUUUUACACUGGCGGAAACAAAAGUUUUAAGGCACAUUUUGAACUAUCUAUUGAAAAAAAGCAUAAGUCAGUUAGCGAUAAUGAGAAUAUGCGAUAUAAUUCAACCCAAAAGACACUUUGCAACUUCUAUAUUUUUAAAAUAAAUGUAUGUUACUUAUACCCUUGCUCAUUCAUCAACUUAAUGAGUACUAUGUAUUUCAUGUAAUAUGAUUUUCAUGGUUUUUAUUUAUUGAAUUAUUUCAUGAAAAAAAUAUUUGUUGCAUGAAAAUUACUACACUGUUGUUAGACCUGUCUGUGAUCUGAGAAUAAUUUUGGAAAUCCAUCCACAACACAUUGUCCAACCAACUAUUAACGACAAUUUAUCAUCAUGUCCUAUAUAUUUCAAAUCAAACAACUUCAGAUUCAUUACCAAUGGUGUGGGAAAAAAGAAUGCUCUCUAUUGUGAAAAACUUAAAGGACGUACUAAACACUAUGAGAGGCAUUUUCUUUCAUCUUAAAGGUUGAUUAUGUAUGUAUUAUGAGAAACAACUCUAAUAUUCAACUAUAUAGUUUAAUUAAGCAAUGGAUGAGAAUUAGUUAUAUUUUUUUUCAUUCAAUAAUUAUAAGUCAUGCUUAUAUUAUAUUUUUCUCUUUUCAUGGAGGUAUAAACACAUUAUGCAUAGUUGGAUCACUUUCAAAAAUGUUAUGUGCAUAAUUAAGUUAGAAAACAAUCAUUUUCUGCAUUUCAAAUCCUCUAUUAUCUAUUCAUUAUUAUAUAUCAUAUUUCUCGACAAAAUGUCAACGGGCCUGUUCCUGUGCUAGUUAAUAAAUGUUAGCAAGAUGUUUGUACGAGUAUGCGCGGCUAGCUGUUGGGCUAAUUACUGGGCCGGGCCUACUAUGAAAUCCUAGUCCGAUUAGAACAACUUAGCUGUCCAGCCCGCCUCCUGUCCCUCUAUAUAAAAAAAUAACAACUUUCCAGAUUCGAUUUGUUCCGUCUUCUUUCUUCUCCAGGUCUUCCUCCGAACCAAUCUCUCUGCUCGCUCGCUCUCUUCUUAAAUCGCAGCGAAAGACUUGUUAGCUUUCCUCCCAGGGUUGGAUGGAAGAAGCAGAGGAGGGAAGGGCAAGAAAGAAGAGUAGCAGAGGAGGAGCGCAUCCUUGCUGUUCAAUUAACGAUGUUCUUGGGGAUGAGUUACUGACGGAGAUUUUGCUACGCCUUCCCCUGGAUCAUAUCUUCCGCGGGAAAUCAGUCUGCAAACUCUGGCGGUCUCUCAUCCAAAACCCUCUCUUUCCUUCUUGCUACACAAAGAAGAAGCAGAGCAGUACCAGCAGCCUCAGUUGCCACCUCAAAGCCCAUCCCCAACAAAGAUCCCCAAUCUUGAUCCCCAUUACUGGGAGCAACCAGGACAAGAAGAAGAAGAAGAGGCUCGCAUUCUCGCUCGACUUCGUCCCGGGAUUCGCACAACUGUACGGAUCUGGUAAGUACCAUCGUCUUCUCCGACGAGCAGCAGCCGAUGACGAGAACAGGAAACAGCAGGAGAAGCACCCGCCUGGUGUUUACACGACUAGGGAUUUGAUCCUGGGUUCAUCCAACGGCCUAAUCCUCUGCGCCCCUCUCCUUCACACACCAAACCCACGAUCCAAAUUCGAUCUGGAGCCGUGGCUUCAAGUCCCGCCGCCGCCCCCUUUCCCCUCCUCGCAGCACUCGAUUUCCCCUCACGCCGCCGAUGCGGGGUUUGUCUCCGGCUUCGAUUCCAGCGGUGGUAAUUGCUGGUUCAAGAUCGUGCGCCUCCAAUUGAAGUCUCCUCGUCGACGCUCCCUCGAGCUGCAGGUGUUCUCGUCUCAGUCCUGGGAGUGGACGGCUGUCACAGUGUCGUCUCUCCCACGGCCGAUUGGGCCAGAUGAUGAUGAUUCACCGCUAAGCAGCACUGUCGCGGUCACGUUGUUGUCGAAGAAGAAUGACGGCCCCCGCCUGUGUUGGUUGCUGAAGGGAACCCAGGCAAUCGUAUAUGACCCCGUCAAGAAUGUGGUUGAUGCUGUGAUUGGUCCCACUCGCAGGACUGUUCGUAUUAGCAGGACUGUUCCAAAGGUGGUGAUUCUGGAUGCUGUAUGUGUGAGCAAUGGCUGCCUCUGGGGUGGGAGGCUCCGUUUUUGGUUGACGCUGGAGAUUUACAGAGCUUCAGGAGGGACGGAAUGGGAGAUGGUAAAGGAGUUUGAUAUGAUGCAGAUUUACAGGCCAGGGGGCCGGGAGCCUGUAUUUGCCACAAUUACAUGGAACACAUUCCUGGCUAUGAACCCGCAUGAUCCAGAGCUGGUGUACCUCAAGACUCAGGAGUCGGUUGGCCUGUUGGACCUAAGGAGCGGGACUUUGAAGGUUGUUGGAGUUUUGGACAACCCAGAGAAGAAUCUGCUCAGAGAAUCGACCAUCGUAUGUGAAAACCCGCCAUGGCCAACUCCACUCCCUUCUCCUCCUCCCCAUCUUUCUUGUCCUUAAAUGGGUUUCUUUCGUUUUGUACAUUCUGUAUUGAGCAGGGACUGAUCUGGUUGUCAGACAGAAUCGAGCGAUGACUCUUGGUGUUUCAUGUGCUGUGUUUUAUCAUGUCUCAAAACAUGCACAGAUGUGUAAGAAAUCUAGUAGCCAAGUGAUCAAAUGUGCUGAAAGCUUUGUCUCAUCCAUUUGAGCUUCAUCUCGCAUUCUUUUUGAUUGGGCCUUAUGGGCUUACUUGUUGGGCACUUGAGUGUCGGUGUAAAAACAGAAACAAGAGGGGGGGAGCCCAUAAAUAAAAGUUUGAUUAGGUGCUUGUUUAGAUCUCUAGCCCAUUUUAAAUUGGGCUAGUAGCCUUAAACAGAACAAGUGGCACGAAAGUGACCAAACCAGAUAUUCAUUAAUAUAACAAUGAUGAUAUCUCACAUGCUAUUAAUUAUAUAAUUAAACGAUAUAUGUUGCUGUUGUUGUGCAAUUAUGUCCAUGUCUGGAGGGAUUUGCUACUAAUCAAAGCAACAAUUACUCGAAUUUCUAUUAUAUAUUUAUGCAAUACAUAAGCAAGAGUCUAAGUUAAGGACAUGGUUGUUCAUAAUUGGGGUAAAAUAAGCUCCUGUAUCGCUGAAUCGGGAUCAAUAUUUUCUUCUUUUGUUUUGUGAUUUGAACUUGAAAUAUUUUGUAUUUUUGUAUCUAUUAUGUUUUCCCUUUGGUGAUCACUUUUCACAAAAAGGGAACCCGAAUUUGAUGAGGGAUUACUUCAGUUUUCUUAAUCGAACCAGACGAUGAAUCGAAAAAGGUAGUGAUUUAUGGUUUAACGGUUAACUGUUAUCUAUACUAUACCCAUCAAAAGUUAUAACUAAUCAAUUUGAACGCAAAGCAGUGAACCACCCAACCACUAUUGUAACUUGAUUUGGUGAUUCUAUGUGUCCAACCGAUCAUCUCCUUCGUUUCUUAUAAGUUAUAACAAUCACUCUCACACAAAAAGGGAAAUUUUUUUGAUGAGAUUUGGAAAAAGAAUAAAAGAAAGAAAAUUGUAGCUCCAAGCCCCCAUGCUAUCUUUUUCAAUAAAUGCAUGCUUGAUGGUCUUGUUAGGGCACAACUCCAUGUGCAACCUCCAUGCCAUGGGGUUGCUGGCUCUAUAUUUUGUUUAUUGUGUACAUGCAUGGAGGGUCAAUGUCGCCUUCUUCUUCACUUUCCUCCCCCAAUUUUCCUCAUUACCGACACAUAGAUUGAUCAUUUUUCUUCCAAGGGGGAAAAAAGAAAACCACACACGCAUACAUGAUUGAUGAUUGAGGUAGCCAUAGGGGAUUGUAAUGGAGAGAGUGUGUAAUGUUGUUUGUGAUACUGACAAGUAAAAGAAUGUGUAACUU
This is a messenger RNA of Linum trigynum, 5929 nucleotides long. The record is from the annotation of a GenBank genome assembly. NCBI's taxonomy places the organism in Eukaryota, Viridiplantae, Streptophyta, Magnoliopsida, Malpighiales, Linaceae.